Messenger RNA from Scophthalmus maximus (turbot), 5463 nucleotides. RefSeq names its product doublecortin-like kinase 3 (gene dclk3). The transcript is spliced from 7 exons. Gene Ontology annotation, molecular function: protein kinase activity; ATP binding. The coding region runs from base 170 to 2473 and encodes 767 amino acids. NCBI's taxonomy places the organism in Eukaryota, Metazoa, Chordata, Actinopteri, Pleuronectiformes, Scophthalmidae. Gene Ontology annotation, biological process: protein phosphorylation; intracellular signal transduction. The record is from RefSeq and is a predicted model, not a curated record.
AGCAGGUCCGGUCAGCUCACAGCGCAUCCCGUUACCUUCCCUGAACGCUGACGGCCAAGAAUAUGACAGCAGCAACUUGUGGAGGAAUAAAAUAUAAAUGAAAAAUAAGUGUCACUGAGAUUUUGUUGACAGUUCUGGAAUUUUUUUUUUUUUUUUUUUUUGUAAAGACAUGACGCCCCCGCAGAGAGCCCGGUAUGGAUGCGAGGCGGCGCGUAACGCUAAAUGGAGGGUGGCAGCUCCUCCUAAUAUCCCCUUGUUGAAGCAUCCUGUUGGGAUACCCCAGCCAUGGCCCAUCCACCCCCACCCUACGGGAAAGGUCCACAGGUCCCACUUCUUACCUCCUCCUCCUCCUCACCUGCCUCUUUUCCACACCCGCCAUGCAGAGGAGAGUGCUGAGCGGCCCCGUCUUGUCACCAUCGUCCGCCCCUGUGGUCAGAGCACACUGCGGAAGGUAACAGUGCUGUUGAACCGGAGGGGUGUGGUGUCCUUCGAGCAACUGCUAUUGGAUAUCUCCGAGGCGUUGGGGUUCCCCCGUUGGCACAGAGCCAGAGUCACGCGCCUCUACACGACCCACGCACGAGAGGUGAAAGGCGUAUGUGACUUCUUUCGAGGUGAGGUGGCCUUCGUGGCGCUGGGUAAGGCCCGUCCAGAGCUGAGCAGUGUGCAGGAGGCUCUGGAGGAGCUCUUUCCUGAACAUUCCCAUUACCGGGCCGACGCACUUGGGGCCUGGGAGAGAAGACUUAUUCCAGCACCAGACAAAGCCGCCAAGGCCGACAGUGGAUACAGUGAGGGGGCAGACAGCAGCGGCACUAACAAAGCGGCAGACCAGGAUACCAACACACAUGUCAAAAACGACACAAUAACACACACAACUAACCACACGGACACACACCAACUGGAAGAUUAUAACUCAGAUGUCCAGAGGUCUCAUAAAAAGAGUUCUUGCAGAAAACCAGCUCACCUUCCUAACCACCUGCAGAGACUACAUGUGAGGGGCGGGGUCAGAGAGCGACAACCUUCCAUGGUUGGUCCGUUUAAACUUACAGAUGCAGGAAUACCCUCUCCUGCACUGUGUGAAAACUGUUUAGCAAUAAGAGGUAAGCAUCAGGGUACGGAGCGGGCCAAUCCCCUGUCAGGGAGGGUCCCACUUCCUCCUGUGUCGAGAAAGCAAAAAGGUAGUUCUCAUACAGAACCACUCAGCCCUCAGCCUCCUCAACCAGUCAGCGGGAAUGAAGAGAAAAGUCUUGCACAGUUCCAACUUUUAAAACCACUUCCAGGCGUGGGUCCAGCACAGGUAGACGCACAGCAGAGGACGACCGUUGACCUUCCUUCAGGCGGCAGUGAUGUCACCCAGUCAGAUAUCGAGCGCUGCUACGAAAUAGGACGUGUGGUUGGAGAUGGGAACUUUGCAGUGGUGCGUGAGUGCCGCCGCCGUGAUGACGGACAAACCCUUGCCGCGAAGAUAGUCGAACGCUCCAAGCUGAUUGGUCGGGAGCACAUGAUGCAGAACGAGCUGAGCCUCCUGGGGAGCCUGUGUCACCAUCACAUUGUGCGGCUGUUCGCGCACCACCACACGCACACUCACUCGUACCUGGUGAUGGAGCUGGUGAGUGGGGGGGACCUGUUCGAGGCCAUCAGUGAGAGGGGGAGGUUUUCAGAGGCCGAGGCAGGACUGAUGGUGUCCGACAUGAGUGAUGCACUAAAUUACAUCCACUGCAAGAGCAUCGUCCACCGAGACCUCAAACCAGAAAACCUGCUGGUAGAGCGUGAGGCAGGUGGCAUCUGCAGACUGAAGCUGGGAGACUUUGGUCUUGCCAUGGUUGUCACUGAACCAGUCUUCACCAUAUGUGGGACACCAACAUACGUAGCCCCAGAGAUUCUCUGUGAGACAGGUUAUGGGGUAGCAGUGGAUGUAUGGGCUCUGGGUGUUAUUCUCUACAUCCUGCUUUGUGGAUUCCCCCCAUUUCGCAGUCGGGACCGGGACCAGGAGGAGUUGUUCCAGCUAAUAAAGCAAGGGCAGCUCCACUUCCUGUCCCCAUACUGGGACCGCGUCUCAGAGGAAGCCAGAGGCCUUGUCAGAGCUCUGCUUCAGCCAGAUCCCACAGUGAGGCUGACAGCGGAGCAGACCCUGCUGCAUCCCUGGGUGGAGGCUAUGGCUUCGGCCUGCAGGCAGGGGGCGUUUACGGACAAAACUCAGAGGAACACUGCAGACUCUGGAGCAGAAUCAGAGAGAACGGCUCAGACCAAUGCAACAGAAACAAGACCAAGAAUCAGCAACAGCGAGGGAGAAAUCGCACACAAAGAGCUCAUCAGAACUCAGGAGAGACAAAAUGAGAUGCAGAUCAAAGCGCACACAAUGACAGAGGACACACCCAGUCAACAGAAACCAGACUGCACCUCUCCGGACUCUGGCUCACCCAACAGACGAGAAAUACGGGAUCCAGGCCCCAACGAGUCAAACUCGGAGAGUUGAACUGUCAUCUUGAUGCCCCCAAACCGAACUUCCAUCCCAGAUUAUGACACAGUCCAAACAAAACAGACCGCAAACAGUCACCUUCAGAUUCAACACCUUCAACCAACACUGCUGAACCAAACACAGCAGGUCAAUUAACACAACACCACCUAUCCUCCAACCCAACGGCUCCUUCAUCUCACCCUCCAUCAGUAGAAACCACGGCAAGCCGAGUCCUCGCCACGCCACCAUCAUCCACCCACACAGUCCUGGCCUCACUGUCAAUCUCCUGUGUAGCUGUGUGAUUAGAUCAGGGUCAUCGCUUUCAUUGUUCUGGACAAUGCCGCUGAUUUCUUGGCAGCUGAAUCCUUGAACGACCCACAGAUAAUGUGAUGUACUUUCUUGUGAUUGAAUAGGGUCUGAUUCAUGGGGUAGAUAAAUCUCGAAUGUGUGUAAUCCAUUUAUCCUGUAGUAAUUAACUGAUCAGGAAAUGUUGUGUAAUGACCAAGGUGUGUGUCCCUGUAGGAUUAAUUUAGAAUCUAGACACAUAUUCAGCUUAUCCUUGUUUCUAAUGCUCUGGUGUGUUCAUGGGAAGACUCUUUGGCAUUUUGUUUUGGUCGACCAUCUAUCUUUCCUAGCCAACCGUGUUUAGCUUUGAGGAUAUGAUAUGUUAUCAUGUCUGCCAUUCCUACCCAUUGCUAUUUUUGACACUGAUCCACUUUCCUUCUAUACUCCAUUCCUGGAAGUCUGUGUAUCAUUCAUCUAGCAACAGUAGUUUACUAGAUGUUCAUAAACUAAAAAGAACCUUUUAGUAAUAGUUUGCCAUAUAUAUCAUCAUUUUGCAUGCCAUCUUUCUAGCAUUGUGUUUGUUAUAUUUAUUUUGAAAAUGGUCUGUAACACACUACUGCUUUCUAGAUAUAGCCACAACAUGAAAACCACUGACAUACUUUCUCAUUAUAAUGCAAUGUUCUAUGGGGAAACCUUGGGUCAUCUGGGUGUUACUUGUCACAAACCACCCUCCUAAACAUUGUUGCAGAACCAAAUACCAAGCAGAACCCCCACGUGACAACUCCCGGUCAGCAGCAGCCUCACCCAGCAGGACAAUGUGCAAAAACUUCUCAGAAAUAGCUGGAAGAACAUGACAAAGAGCCCAAAGCAUUGACUCAGCCUCCAAACUCCCCAGAUCCCUAUACGAUCAAGAACAUAGGAUACAUGAAGAGGCUAGAGCCAUGGAGGCCCCCAGCCACAAAAACCCACAGGAUUCACUACCAAUGUCCCAACACCACAGGAUACCCCCACCCCCCCAAAGGUCCCGUGUCCAUUCCCCGACGGGUCAGAGCUGUUUUGACGGGACGAGGGGAACCUAUACAAUUUUAGGCUGGUGGCUCUAUUGUUGUGGCUGAUCUUUGUGUUGUUAAACUGUGACUGUGUGAUGGAAAAACAACCUGCAAGCGAGUAUUCUGUGUCAACGAUUUGAGAAGUUAAUUUGCAGAAAGAUCCAGUGGCUACUCAUGGUGAUAAUCCAGCUUUCAGGACACGGUGGGUGCAGAUCUCCCGAGUAACCUGUGUGUGCAUAGCUGAGGGUGGUAUGGCUCCCUGGCCAUUCCGCACAGACCAAAUAAGGCAUAUCUGUCUGUCAAAUGGGAGUGGCUUGUCCUGUCCCUCCCGAUUACAGACAGCUGAAACUCUUGACAUCCGGCCCCAUCACCUACCCCCAAGUACACACAACCCCCCAUCCUGUACACGGAGUCAACUGCUCCCUGCCCCGGAGGCUGCUUAACCACAAAUCUUGGAAUCUGAAGCGACUGGUGGGUGAUUUCACUGAGGAGGCCGACUAUGCAACAUGCCUCUGAGAGCACACUUACACAAACACACACACACACACACACACACACACACACCUAGUUUUUCUCAGUGCAUCUCACUACAAUCAAACUGCCGAGCCUGCUAACCAUUCCACUCUCGAAUAUGUCUGCAUGUUGAAGCUGCAGCAUGAUCCACCUGCCGCCUUCUGAAUUAUAUUUAUUUUCUGAGUUGGUCUUCCAUUAUUUUUUAUUUGUAGCUGGUGUUGGAAUUUAGUACAUUUCCAGUAUAUCCUCCUGGCCCUCCAUUGUAUUUCAUAUCAGACUCGGCUAGCCUCCCUUUAUCUUUAAAAAAUAAAACUAUGUUAGAGAUACAGAAUUCUACCUGACAACAGCAAUGAACUUAAUUCGGAUUGGAUAUGUUUCUCUCUCACCACUGGUCACGAUAGAUCCAUGCCUUUGAUGGCUGGAUUGAUCACACACCAUCCGGCAAUAACCUGAACGAAGUUGCACUGUAUUUAUGCAGUUAAUACACACAGGAAUCUCAAACUGAGUGGUGUUGUGUUAUCAUCACAUAUAACCUCCCCCCUCAAAUUUCUGGGGAUCAGCUGUACUGAAGGGACGAGAAGACUCAUAAAUGCCUCUGACCUAGUAUCAGUGUCCAAGGGCACUUAAGACGUCGCUUUGGUCGAGAAACAGAGUUAUUUGUGUCGUGAAGUUGUAUUAACAGUCGUCAGAGCGCUGGCGUCGUAAGUGAGGUGUUAUGACACGUGGUUUGUUUCCCAUAAACAUUGGAAAUGUACACAAGGACGCGUCCUUCGACGGAGUGGCCUAAAUUUGUCGCAUAUCAGGUUUUGGUCACCUUUCAAGUCCUGCCAUACGCUGACCCGCAGGUGCCCACUGCGCAUGCGCACUUAAAAACUCUUUAAAUACCCCAAGUCAUCUGCCACAACAAAACAUUCCGCUGUCAGCCAAGUCGCGGCCGUAACCAAGUAGCUGCAGGCGCACAGAGGCCGUCACAGACGCACGCAGGGUGGUUACUCUGUAACACGCAACUUACCAAGACGAGACCGACAACCUGCCUGAGUAAUAACGAAUUUGACCCGGAGUCGUAGAGGCUGUGCAGGGUGAAGUCGGGGGAGACGGACAGGAAAAAAAAAAAACCGAAAAAAAACAAAGAUGGCUGUGUAGCCAGAGAGACGAGUUCCG